AUGCGACUCGAGCUGCAAACUGGAACUCAAACCGAGCGUCCGCAUAGCGAAAACUGGCAUUGUUUAGUCGUCUGCUGUAACGACCGCGACCCGUCACGUACGCGCCGCGGCGGGGUUAGCGCGGGCCAUCGCGGCAUGCGCACAUGUGCUCAUGCGCAUGCCCCGCUAAUUGCGCUCACGUACCGCCGCGACAGCCCUUGGCCAGGUGGUUACAUCCACAGCCAUAAAUCAUGUUACCUCGUAGAGGCGGUGCAGUUGCGGUGUAAGCGAAGACGCCACGUCCGGGAGAAGCGGUCUGAGUCCAUAGUUUUAGCGGCAAUAAAACCGGAGAAG
Messenger RNA from Iphiclides podalirius (scarce swallowtail), 333 nucleotides. Lineage: Eukaryota; Metazoa; Arthropoda; Insecta; Lepidoptera; Papilionidae. The record is from the annotation of a GenBank genome assembly.